GACCGGCUGGUGGUGGGGAGAGCGGCGGCGGUGCGUCGUAGGCGUACACCAAUAAUAAUCGCGCGCGUAUAGAGAAUAUAGGUACGUGUGUACUGCCGCGGACAACGCGUGUGCAGCGCUAUCGUUAUAAAUUCAUUCGCGAACGUACCGUCGUCAUGUGCAGCAGGGCAGCCAUCACCACGUCCGCGGACGAUCAGCUGCAGCAGAGCUCGGAAUCCGGCGCCGCUGCCGCAGCCGCAGACUCGUCGCAGCAGGCAAACCUUAACCGGUACCGGUUGCAUCUUUACAAUUACGCACUGCAGGCAGAACGGCUGCGGCUGUCGGGUGGAUGGGGCGCUGUGUGCCCAGUUUAUCCGGCAGCGGCCGCGGCCAUCUACCAGCCACGGUUUCCCGUGGCGCUGUUCCACCCCAACGGCGGCGGCAGCGUGGCCGGUGGACUGCAGACGGCCGACGAGCCCAAGCCGCAGCACAGCUAUAUCGGACUGAUCGCCAUGGCCAUACUCGGGUCGGCCGAGGGCAAGCUCGUGCUGUCCGACAUCUACCAGUAUAUACUGGACAACUACCCUUACUUCCGGACCCGGGGCCCAGGCUGGCGCAACUCAAUCCGGCACAACCUGUCACUCAACGACUGUUUUGUCAAGGCCGGCCGGUCAGCCAAUGGCAAGGGCCACUACUGGGCCAUACACCCGGCCAACGUGGACGACUUCAAGAAAGGCGAUUUCAGGCGCCGGAAGGCCCAACGCAAGGUUCGUCGGCACAUGGGCCUGGCUGUGGACGACGACGGCAACGACUCGCCAAGUCCACCACCACCUCCACCGCCACCACCACCACCGCAGAUUCUACAGCAGCAGCACCACCAUCACCUACACCAUCAUGUGCAGCAGCAUCACCACCAGCAGUCACAACAUCUGCACCACCAGCAGCAGCAGAGGUCACCACCGGCCUUGUGGCAGUCGUCCACGGCUGGUCACCCGCAUCACCCGUUUUACUUCCAACCGGUCGUCCCGCAACCCACGGCUAUUCUGCAGCAGCAACAGUCGGCGGCGAUCUUGGUGCCUGCCAGGGCACAGAAGCGGCAGUUCGACGUUGCGUCGCUGCUGGCGCCAGACCCGCCGAAGCGCAUGUUGCAGCAGUUGCACCGGAACGACCCGAUGAUGGCGCUAACCGCGACCACCGUUGCCGGAAGUAGCGACGACGACGACGAGACGAUGACGUGUGGCGGCCGGAAUAGCGUCAGUGGCGUCUGGGAACCGGCGGGCCUGCUGCAGCGGUACUACGAGCAGCAGCUGCAGGCUGCGCACCGGCUGCACGCGUUCCGACAAUCAUUGGGCCUGCAGAGGAUGAUCGGAGGUGGCCCGUGGCCCACCGUCAUCGUUCAGGACCGCAACCAGACGCCCACGCCACCUUCGCUGCAGCCGUACGCCGAGGCCACCACCCCGACGCCCGACGAUGCCAUCUGCAAAACCGAACUAGUCGACUGAGGUAAACGCUACCGUUUUCCGAUUUUUUAUUAUAAUAAUAUUAUAUAAUAUUGUGUAUUGUAUUGUAUAUAUACUAAUUACUAAAUAGUAAAUAUACCUACGCCUUCGUUUCGUUACGGACUUGCCUGCGUCAACGUUAUUGCGUUCGAUAUUACGAUUUACAAUUUCUUUUUAAAAUAAAGUCAAACAGCAGAUUUUACGUAAGCCUAACCUAAUUUGUCUACCGUACAUACCUAAUAAUAUAUUUAAUAGGUACAAAUCCAUAUUUUAUGGCUAGUAUUAGUUUAUAUUUUAUGUACAUAAGGUAUUCGCGUAGGCCUAUCUCGUUUCUGGUUAGUCGCUUUUAAAAACAUAUAAAAUAUACCUACCUACAUAAAUAUAUAUUAUAAUGGAUAUAUGAAAGAUUUAUUUCCAACUUAUGGUAAACUGUGCAGUGGCGCAAUUUUAAUGAAAAACUUGGGGUGCCGAAGCACAUUAUUGUUUUUAAGUUAGUCCGCACAAGUUGAAUAAUUAUGAAGGUGCUAAUUUCAAAUUUGGGAAUGCAAAUCACCCCAAGCCCUUUCAAAUUACGCCUAUGCAACGGCGUUUAAUUCGUAAUCUUCAUCUACGGUGAACGAAAUUAAUGUAUUUAUAAUAUGUAUAUUAUAAAAAGUAUAGGUCGCUACGCUUAAAAUUUCUCCGACCUGCAGUAUAAUAUUAUAUAUUAUCGUAAUAUCUUUCACCCCGUAUAAUAUUCACUAAAUCAAAUUUUAUUCGCUAUGAUCAUUAGUGAUUCAUCAUCAUUCACAUCUUGAUCGUUUUUCUCCCCAUGAUAAUGAUAUAUAUAGUAUUAUAAUUUCUAAUAUAUUAUGUAGGUACAUUUAUGUAGAUAGCGUAUAUCUAUAAAUAUAAAAUAUUAUAAAAUUUAAAUUGCUAUCUCACGAUGGGGUGUAAUAUAUAGCUGGUGGUGGUCGAUGGGUGAGUGCAUUACGCAUGUAAUAUCAUUUUGACCAAAAAAUUAAUUGUCUGUAUUGAAGACUGUCAUUUAUACUGCAUGGGAAAUUAUUUGUACCUACCUAUAGGUCAGCGAUACGAUAAUAUACUUAUGACUCUGACGUGCUUGUAAUUUGAUUUUAUUAAUUUUUGACUGUACGUACAAGUAAAGUACUAAAUUAGAUAAUAGGUAUGUACGCUAUACCCAUAUCAUUAUCUUUUUAAAACUAUAGAGUCCAUUGUUAAUUAUAUUUAUAUUAUAUGUGAUUUAAUGUUAUUAUUUUAUUUUUUCAAUUGAAACUGCAGUAGUGCAGUACAUUACUUUGUACAGUAUAUAAUUAAUUAAUUUACCUAUAAACUAAUUAAUACUUAUUCGCCCAUACGAUCUACGCCCAUAAUAGGUAUAUAUAUAAGUAAAUAUAAUAUAAUUGUCCGAAUAUUAAAACUAGGUAUCUAUAUAUAUAACCCUUUUGGGAAAAAUUAUAUUAUAUAUAUUGUGUUAAACGAUGUUUAGAUUAUCAAUAAUAUAGAGCAAUGUUUUGAAUCGCAAUAAAUUAGUUAAACAUCUAAA
This is a messenger RNA of Metopolophium dirhodum (rose-grain aphid), 3024 nucleotides long. It is a transcript of the gene fd102C, whose product is annotated as forkhead box protein D1. Gene Ontology annotation, molecular function: DNA-binding transcription factor activity, RNA polymerase II-specific; RNA polymerase II cis-regulatory region sequence-specific DNA binding. The transcript has a single exon. The record is from RefSeq and is a predicted model, not a curated record. The coding region runs from base 156 to 1481 and encodes 441 amino acids. Gene Ontology annotation, biological process: cell differentiation; regulation of transcription by RNA polymerase II; anatomical structure morphogenesis. Lineage: Eukaryota; Metazoa; Arthropoda; Insecta; Hemiptera; Aphididae.